AUGGACCAGCCUGCGGUCUCCCCAUCAGAGUUGAGAGAACGUGCGGUCUCCUCUGAGCCUUGCUCCACCCGACCGAACCCUUUCGAUGACGACGGCUCCUCCGCCCGCAAGCGACGUCGAACUUCCCUCAACGGUGCCUCGCCGAGCCACUCUGUCGAGACACCCACGGGUUCACCACACACCAAUACACGAGGCGAGUCGGAGGACAGAGACGCUGCCAUGACCAUGGAUUCUGCUGCCUCGGAGCCUCGACUAUCGGAGCACGAGGCCGACCAACAGCAGUCUGGCUCAGAAACAAGACCGACUAGGAUCACACUGAACCUGAAAGCUGCGAAACAGGCCGUCCCAUCUGGGCCCUCCUCGCCUACGACGCCAAAUGAGGUCGACAAGGAUCUCAUCGGAUCUCAAGAGGAGGGAAUUAGGGACAGUGUGGAAGACGGCGACGCCGAUGUCCCGCCGACCCAGUGCAUCGAUGGUGCUACCUCAACAAUGGACACAGACAACCCUCCAGUAGAAGUGAUCCUCGACACUGAUGAUGAAGACCAGGAUGGGGUACCUGGGAUCACUAUACUCCAAGAGAACAACCCCAUGCUCGAGUUUCCCUACCUGCCCACCGAACCUCUGUCGGACUCCCUGCCAAAGCUUUCACUGCUCUCCGGUGCUAAACUGGACGAGGGCUGGCAAGAACCUGCCUCAACGCCAUUUGUUACGUACUUGCACGCUCUCUUGUUGUCUCAUCCUAAAUCCGGCUCGCCAUCGCCGCUUGACUCCUUAUACUGCAUUGGCUUCACGCUGGCAGAUCUGGUGACUCGGUUUCCUAGAGUGCUUGAAAGCUUGGCCGGCAUUGCGCAACUCGCAUCUUUUCUCGCACGGGGUGAACUGGUUGGCGCUCAGAGAUCCGCGUUGACCCCCGACUCUGAUUCCUCCAAGCCAUGCCUUGGGCAGGGUUACAAGCUCUUUGAUGCCAUAUCGGGUGCUCUGGCGGCUUGUAUCGACAAAAGCGUCAACCAGAUCGCACCCAAUACUGCGACUGAGCUACUGGCCGGCCUUGCGGAGAUGCUACGGUUAUGUUUGCAUGGAGAGUCCGAGCAAGCCCAGGAUGUAAUCAAGAAACACAUGCUUGAGCAUCCUGAGAUACCUCCAACAGAGACGGUGAAAGUCAUCGUGAAUGAAUGGCGCUUAGCGAUGCUCACGAAGCUCAUCAUGUCGAGCCAGAUGCAGCUCAGGAUCAUGGCAGCCCAGACCAUGUGUGCGGACAUGGUACGCAUCUGGAAGGACUAUCAUGAACAAGCCAUCGAUGUCGCUCAGCAGCCAGUCCUGCGCCAUUUCUCCAGCCAGCUGGUGCGGUCUCAAGUCGUCUCGUACGUUCUGGGUCCUACCUGUCACCCAGAGGUCACGGCCCAGAGCUACAAUAUCAUUGGCUUCCUGUUCGCGUCACAUACCUUCACGGAGGAUCAAAUGGACGAGAUGUGGCGCACAGUAACCACAUGCCAGAUUUCGGGGGUUUCAGAGAGUCUCUUGAUGAUGAUGGCUAAUAUUGCUAACCUCUUCGGGAUGGACGACUUUCUCUGCGUAUUCCGAAAACUGCAGACAGUUCGAAUCGAGAACUUCAACGCAACGAUGAAGGACUUCUGCGACAGGGUCAUGUCAUACCUCAUCGAAGGCAAUGAGACCAUUCAGGACCUGCUGCCUUAUUCACUCAUGUUUAGGCUACUGAGAGAAUCUUCCGCUCCGGGGCCACCUUUUUACCGAAUUAUUCAGAAAUGGGCGUCGAGUCUCGUUCUGCAGCUCCUGAGGCGUGGACCCUCCCCGGAAGACCGGCAGCUACUGAUCCAGGAAUGCCUCAAAGAUAUCACCGAGAAGUCGCGCUAUACUCUCGGCAGUUUGCACGGACUAUUACUCCUGUGCCGACCAGGCAAUCGAGAGCGGGACCUGCAGCAGCUCACAGAGCAGUACAACCUGCCACAGCUCCUAGUUGACGAGCUUGAGCACGCUGUUAGUUCACGGGCAGACGUCGGUGUGGCUCACCUUAUUAGUGGGCAGGAGAACGCCGCUCGCCUGGAGCUACUCACGAGCGUGAUUCUUCAUGGGCGUGACAGCGAUGCUGUCUCGGAAGAACUUGGUCGUAAACUUUGGGAUCUCCUGGUUGGCCCACUCGCUGCGUCACAAGAAGAUCGCGAUUGUGCUUGGCAGAGUCUAAGCGCUGCGAUGAAGUCGUCCUCAGGGAGAACUUUUGUGGAGACUUGUUUCAAUGACUACUUUCCAACGCUGUCGCCCGACCUUUUUCGCCCUGGAUCUCUGGACUUCAUCCUGCAGAGGAUCAUUCCCUUGAUCAACAGCGACAGUAGCUUUGUUCUUGAGGACGAGGAGUCCAGGAACCGCCUCGGCAUUGAGCAGUUAUGGCGAAUUGCUCUCACAGCUCCAACCGACACGAUUGAGCGACGGGCAAUAGUAGCUCUCGUUAAAGAUGUCUACUUGGAAAAUCGAUCGAUCCAACAAAUGCCGGUGCAUCGUGUGCGAAAAUUUCAUCUGGCCCUUGUCGAUCGAUGCAUGCAGCAGUUGUGCUCAGCCGCAAAGCAUCUGAUGGCUGAACCGGAGAUGGGCAAGAAUGGUGAGGGCGGCGACGCGAUGAUCACCAGCCAUGAUGACCAAUCAGCAUCAGAGCAGGAAAUGCUCUUCACGCGCUCAUUGACAAUCGUUCGUGAAUUCCACAAUCUUCACCAGCUUACACCACGCUUCUCGUCUCCCGACCUGAGGUCACUAGUCCUCCCUCAAAACAACGACGUGGAGGGGGACUCGGCCGAGCUCAAAUUCCAGUCAUUUGACGGGGACACUCAGACGGAUGUGAGGCCUCUAUCUAUUGGCCGCCGAAAUACUGCAGGAUCUUUGCUAGCCAGCAUCCGCGACGCGACUGGCUUCGACAACUAUCGCUUGUACUAUAGGGGUCGACCAUUCACCCCAUCAGAGGGAGACAUCUGUAGGUCCCUGGAGGACCUUCAAAUUCACAAUGGAUUGAUCCUGGUCAAGCGCGAGACGGAUGCGGAUGAGUACCCCGUCCACGUUAGGCCAGGGGCGUCUCCGGUGGAGAUCGAGAUCAUGAGGCACUUCGAAGAGCUAUGGCAAUAUCUGGCAUUGAAAGAGAAGCUGGCUAGCGAGUUGUACGCUUUCCUGAUCACAUUGCCGGUGGGCGACAGGAUAAUGAAUAUGGUGGCAAAUGAGCAGACACCUUACAGCGACGUCUUCCCCAUAGGCCACCCGCUGAAAUCGCUUUACGCACUACACGUGAUACGAGAGCAUCUGAGCGCUCGGCGGUCUCUCGCAAAACCAUCUCAGGAAAACGAAGAGUAUGACAGCGCUCUGCGGCGAGCCUUGGCACUGGUAGUUCCUGCGCUCUCAGACCACGAGGUGAUCGACGAGGUCUCUGGCGAGAAUCUGCGAGCUGCUCUCGCGUCACGGCUUGUAGAACAGUUCCUUGCAAUCUUGAGAGACCCCAUGCGACCGACAUCGACUACUGAUUUUCUCGACGCAGCCCUGAUCGAGAGGCUUGCUCAAAUACUUUCUUCCUCUCUGGAAGUGGAGCCCGCCUCAUUCGUCGACAAUCUGACCAACGUCGCCUUCAGGGCCAUCAUGGAUACAUGUUCUCUGAAAUGGGAGCUCUGGGACUUGCUGCAAUCGAAGAUGGAUCUUCAGCAAACUAUUCAGAGGUUACUCGUUGAUGACACGAGGGACAUUGUGAGGAAGUCGACAGCGGCUAUCAUUGGCGAUAAGGUCGUGAACGAUCUCGGUACAUCUGUGGUGCCUGCGACAACUUUCAGGGAUGUCUUCCGGCCGUUGUUGAUAGACUUGGUUCCUCGUGCACUGGCGCAGCCAACAAGGUCACUUGAGGUUUUCAACCUCCUCGUGAUCGUGUUCCGUUCCGAGAAAGAAUCAGCACCACCGAGUAUUGAUAUACAUAAGACAGUGCAACGCUUGAAUGAACUGUUACUCGCCUACAGUCCUUCCGAGAAACCAAUCCCGGCUCAGGGCAUACCACCUGGCGCUAUCGACUUUGGCGCUUUCGGCCUUGUCAACUUGUUACAUAGGCUUUUGUGUGACAAUGUUGAUGGGGAUAUUGCUUCAAGCCUCGAUGCUAGCUCAGGAAUAGAUCUCUUCUGGGGUCACUUAUUCCCACGCCGCCAGCCAAUGCCAGAUUUACUUUGGCACCACGGCCUGAUCUACCAUGAGACCACCAGGCUCCGCCUCAACGAUAUUGUCCUCAAACUUGUCGGGAGAAACUUGUCGCAGCUGAAGCAUUUCUUUGCUGAACUCUCGCACUUGGUACCAUGCAGCACGGACGAUCGAGCUGAUGAAAAAAUCUACCGCUACGAUUUGCCAUUUGGCUUUGACAGAUCGAAGGAGAUUCGUGCCGCAUGCGGUUAUGCAGGACUGAGGAAUCUGUCAAACACCUGCUAUCUCAAUUCUCUCUGCACACAACUGUUCAUGAACUUCGACUUCCGGAAGUUCAUACUUAGUGUACAGGUCGACAGGAGAGAUUUCUCCCGUUCUCUGCUUUGGGAGACACAGAGCUUGUUUGGACAGCUACAAAGCAGCCACCAACGCUUUGUAGACCCAGAAUCCUUCGUAGCCAACAUUAAGACGUAUGACGACGAUCUAAUCAACGUCCAUAAUCAGAUGGACGUGGAGGAAUUCUUCAAUCUUUUGAACGAUCGGUUGGAGGGCCAACUGAGCUCGUCAGAAGCCGUGCGAACCUUUCGCACUUUCUAUGGCGGACAGUUGGUGACACAGACAAAGUCCAAGGAGUGCGACCACAUCUCGGAGGUCAUGGAGCCGUUCUCGGCCAUUCAAUGCGACAUCAAGGGCAAGAAGAACCUCCUUGAAAGCUUGGAAGCCUAUGUGGAUGGCGAGCACAUGGAGGGCGACAACAAGUACAAGUGCUCAACCUGUGAUCGACACGUUGACGCUGUCAGGAGGUCGUGCCUGAAGGAGAUACCCAAUUCUCUGAUCUUUCAUCUGAAGCGUUUUGACUUCAAUCUCCGAACACAGUCGCGCAGCAAGAUCAACGACUACUUUGCGUUCCCAGACCGCAUCAAUAUGCGACCGUACACCGUUCAAUAUCUGAGCAACCCGUCCGGAGAACUCUCAGAAGACUGGUUCGAGCUCGUCGGUGUCCUUGUCCAUGCUGGGACGGCGGAAUCAGGACAUUAUUAUAGCUUCAUUCGAGAGCGACCAACAUCCCGCAAGGAUGAGAGUUGGUUUGAAUUUAAUGAUGAUGUCGUAUCGCCCUGGCACCCAUCGAGGAUGGAGGCUUGCUGCUUUGGCGGCUCGGAGUCAUCUUGGGAUGCCGGUGGAGUGGCGUAUGAAAAGAAUUACUGCGCCUACAUGCUCUUCUACGAGCGGUCAUCGACAAUUGAGAGGAAGCAACAAGAACUACAUCAAGUUGGAUGGACAAGCCCCGUACAGGCCAAGAUCUCUACACCUCUUCAUUCACUCAUUCGGGAUGAUAAUCUACGACUGCUGCAGAGGCACUGCUUGUUUGAUCCCGACCACAUUCGAUUCGUGGACUCCGCCAUCGAGCGAAUGCAGGAUCUGAAUGACGGCACAUGCUCUCGGGAACACGAGACCGAGACAUUAGCGAUGCAAAUAGCCAUCGCACAUUUGGAUCAGGUUGCUGCUCGAGUGAGGGACGUCCCUGAAGCCCAAAAAUUGGCCCAGCGAAUCAGGGGAAUGGUCGAGGCGUGCGGAACCUGUGCUCUCGUUAUGUACGGAUACCUCAGCAGUCACACCGAGGCGUUCCGCAACCUGAUGCAACGAAAUCCGGAAGUCAUUGUCCGCAGGUCUACGGCACAAAUCAUGAUGGAGGCCUUGAACUCCAUCAAAUACACGUUCCCAGGGAAUUACUGCAUAGGGGCCCCACCAACUGAAGAGUAUCCUGAUGAUAUCGUCAACGGCGUUUGUGCCAUGUUCGAACAUCUCUGGGAGUAUUUUCACUAUCCCAGCUUCCACCGAUCGUGGCCGGAGGUCUUCGAUUUGAUGGCCACAUUUGUGUACUCUGGAAAGGACGAAACUUUGGCCUUUUUGACCCGCGGCUUUCUGUCGAAGACGAUGCUCAUCUUCAUGGCAGAGUACCUGGACGAUGACAAACGAGACGUACAAUUCACCAAGAUGUGCAACUUCUUGGCCCGCAGACCGAACCGUUCGCCCUGCUAUGCAUCUGUCAUCGAACUUCUCCGGGGCGUGCUCACCCAGAUUACUCCUCUCAAUCCUGUGCAUGGCGAGGUGGUGCGCGAAGAGGCAUACCUGGAGCACCGUGAUGAGCCAAUCCGGCUUACCAUGCUCGAGCGCAAACUCUUGGAUCAGACACUCGAGGUUGGCGGCAAUGCUCUGCUGGACAAAGUCAUCCUGCUCAAUCAGAAUGUGGAAGCUACCGACGCCAUCGUAGCCCAUGUUGUGGGCCAGAGGUGGCCAAUUGAGACAGAUCUUCUCGACACGUUGAUCUUCAACACCACGCCACAGGAUCAUUACAUCACCUAUGGUCCAUAUCUUCGAGCAGCGGUGGUGUUCUGCAGAGUCUGCUACAGUCCGGAGUAUAUUGACAAACUAAUCGACCAUGUUGCUAAGCAGAGCAUCAUCUUGUCCAGAAGCGAGCCCAAGGCGGUGUGGAAGUUCUUCACAGAAACAUUUACGGAGACUCGUUUUCACUCGGGCGAGUCUAGAGUCCAGAUCUACCUGCAGUGCCUUAAAUAUCUGCCAGAUUGGGCACCAGCGUUACUUGCGCAGUACGAUCCUGUCCUCAGCCUCCAGGUCGAAACGCUGUUGCACGACAAGGUCUUUCAAUUUGGAGCGAACUCGAAGAUUUCAGAUGCGGAGGGGGGUACAGAGGCUGCCGAGGCCAUUGCAACGUGUGCCAAGAAAUUCGGCAUGCAUCUCUGCGAAUACAUCAGCGAGACUUGCAUCAAAAGCAGUCAGACCGUCUCUAGUCAGACCGUUUCUCUGGUUUCGCGUGUUCUUUCGCGGUGCACCCCUUACUUCGAUACCAAGGACGAAGCGCACGCAGAAGAAACACAAAAAUACCGAAGAAAUUGUGGUGUCGUUAUGGACCAUUUACGCCGGCUGAGCGUAGACGACCUGGACGAUGAGGGGUCUGACUGGGAGAACUCCUUUGCCUCAUCCGACCAGAUCGAGAGCCAACCAGAUGAAGACAUGAAGGAUUUGGACAUGUAAGGUCUCCAAGGGGAAGAGUUGGAGAUGGAUUAAUCGCUGUUUGAUUAGAAGUGGGACGCGCAAAUGGUGGAGUUGGGGAGCAUGGCAUUUUCUUUUUUUCUUUUUUUCUUUUGAACGAAACUUCAAGGAGUUUACACCGGCUGCUACAAUGUCCCGGUCAUGCACGAAUGUCUUUUGAAAGCGAAAUCAUGAAUCACGAAACGGCGUACCUAUCAGCACAUGCACAACAGGAAUAUGGGCCAGCAUGGAUAAAGAGCAUUGGUUGUCGGGCAAGCUGGCGUCAGGUAUGAAAGAGCCUGUUUAGAUGCGCGGAUGGAAGACAGAGACAUCUCAUGGAACGAACCGAAUUGAUUAUUCAUGCC
Messenger RNA from Cryphonectria parasitica EP155, 7583 nucleotides. RefSeq lists its product as uncharacterized. Gene Ontology annotation, cellular component: nucleus; cytosol. The record is from RefSeq and is a predicted model, not a curated record. Gene Ontology annotation, molecular function: cysteine-type deubiquitinase activity; cysteine-type endopeptidase activity. NCBI's taxonomy places the organism in Eukaryota, Fungi, Ascomycota, Sordariomycetes, Diaporthales, Cryphonectriaceae. The transcript has 11 exons. Bases 1 to 7221 code for a protein of 2406 amino acids. Gene Ontology annotation, biological process: protein deubiquitination.